Phyllostomus hastatus (greater spear-nosed bat) is the source of this 2071-nucleotide messenger RNA. It is a transcript of the gene ACOT11, whose product is annotated as acyl-CoA thioesterase 11. The transcript is spliced from 17 exons. NCBI's taxonomy places the organism in Eukaryota, Metazoa, Chordata, Mammalia, Chiroptera, Phyllostomidae. The coding region runs from base 235 to 2064 and encodes 609 amino acids. Gene Ontology annotation, molecular function: thiolester hydrolase activity; lipid binding. The record is from RefSeq and is a predicted model, not a curated record. Gene Ontology annotation, cellular component: extracellular exosome.
UCACCCAGCCGCCCCCGCCUGGGCCUCUGCUCCUCUGCUUCCUGCGCCUCCCUCAAGCCUCCUACAGCCUCCACCAUUAGACUCCGCUCUGGGACCUGGAUGCCCAUUUUGAAGCCUCUUCCGGCAGACUCGCUUCUCUGACUUCCCCAUUCGGCUCCCCCGGCUUCGUCCCUGCAACCUGUUGGGUCUAGAGUGUCCCACCACUUGGGACUCCGACUCCUGCACGCGUGCUUUAUGCUUCCUGCACUUAGGGCCCUGGCCUGGGGGCUGGAAGCGGGGAGGCAGAUACCCACGGACCCAUUCACUGAGGGCCUCGCCUCUGUGUUCCCCAGUCGCCAGUCCCGGAAGUCAGCCUCACGUACAGACUUCAAAGACAGAGCCAUGGCCAACGAUGAGGGGUACCGGAACCCCACAGAGGUGCAGAUGAGCCAGCUGGUGCUGCCCUGCCAUACCAACCAGCGUGGCCAGCUGAGCAUCGGGCAGCUGCUCAAGUGGAUCGACACCACGGCCUGCCUGUCCGCGGAGAGGCAUGCCGGCUGUCUCUGCGUCACCGCCUCCAUGGACGAUAUCUAUUUUGAGCACACCAUUAGCAUUGGACAAGUGGUGAACAUCAAGGCCAAGGUGAACCGUGCCUUCAACUCCAGCAUGGAGGUGGGCAUCCAAGUGUCCUCCGAGGACCUGUGCUCUGAGAAGCGAUGGAACGUGUGCAAGGCCUUGGCCACCUUUGUGGCCCACCGUGAACUCUCCAAGGUGAAGCUGAAGCAGAUCACGCCACGGACGGAGGAGGAGAAAACUGAGCACAGCGUGGCAGCUGAGCGCCGGCGCAUGCGACUGGUCUACACCGAUACCAUCAAGGACCUCCUGGCCAAUUACGUCAUUCAGGAUGAUCUGGAGAGCAGAGACUGCAGCUACAUGGUGCCGGCUGAGAAGACGCGCGUGGAGAGUGUGGAGCUGGUCCUGCCCCCCCACGCCAAUCACCAGGGCAACACCUUCGGGGGCCAGAUCAUGGCCUGGAUGGAGAACGUGGCCACCAUUGCAGCCAGCCGGCUGUGUCGUGCCCACCCUACGCUGAAAGCCAUUGAGAUGUUUCACUUCCGGGGACCAUCCCAGGUUGGGGACCGCCUGGUGCUCAAGGCCAUUGUGAACAACGCCUUCAAACAUAGCAUGGAGGUGGGCGUGUGCGUGGAGGCCUACCGCCAGGAGGCGGAGACCCAUCGGCGGCACAUCAACAGCGCCUUCAUGACUUUUGUGGUCCUGGACGCAGAUGACCAGCCCCAGAGGCUGCCCUGGAUUCGGCCCCAGCCUGGGGAUGGCGAGCGGCGGUACCGAGAGGCCAGUGCCAGGAGGAAGAUCCGCCUGGACAGGAAGUACAUCGUGUCCUGUAAGCAGACGGAGGUGCCUCUCUCUGUCCCCUGGGACCCUAGCAACCAGGUGUACCUGAGCUACAACAAUGUCUCCUCCCUGAAGAUGCUUGUGGCCAAGGACAACUGGGUGCUGUCCUCGGAGCUCAACCAGGUGCUUCUGUACACUCUGGAGGAUGACAAGUACCUCUCCUUCCACAUGGAGAUGCUGGUGCAUGUGGAUGCAGCCCACGCCUUCCUGCUGCUCUCAGACCUGCGUCGGAGGCCCGAGUGGGACAAGCAUUACCAGAGCGUGGAGCUAGUGCAUCAGGUGGAUGAGGAUGAUGCCAUCUACUAUGUCAUCAGCUCUGCUCUUGGCAAUGACCCCAAGCCUCAGGACUUUGUGAUCCUGGCCUCCCGGCGGAAGCCUUGUGAUAAUGGGGACCCCUAUGUCAUUGCACUGAGGUCAGUCACGCUGCCCACGCACCCUGAGACACCCAAGUACAGGCGUGGGGAGACCCUCUGCUCAGGCUUCUGCUUCUGGCGUGAGGGGGACCAGAUGACCAAGGUGUCCUACUACAACCAGGCCACCUCGGGCUUUCUCACCUACGUGACCACCAAUGUGGCCGGCCUCUCCUCUGAGUUCUACAACACCUUCAAGGCCUGUGAGAAGUUCCUUUUGGACAACCGGAAUGAUCUGGCCCCCAGCCUCCAGAGCCUCUAGGCACCCG